Megalops cyprinoides (Indo-Pacific tarpon) is the source of this 2147-nucleotide messenger RNA. RefSeq names its product zinc finger protein 503. The transcript has 2 exons. Gene Ontology annotation, cellular component: nucleus. NCBI's taxonomy places the organism in Eukaryota, Metazoa, Chordata, Actinopteri, Elopiformes, Megalopidae. The record is from RefSeq and is a predicted model, not a curated record. Gene Ontology annotation, biological process: negative regulation of DNA-templated transcription. Bases 228 to 1943 code for a protein of 571 amino acids.
ACGGACCUGCUGGAAGACGCACAGCGAUUUGAGCCUACGAUGCAGACACAGCUUCAAAUCAGCGAUACUCUCGCAUUCUCCUCCUACCAGCGCGUCUGAUUAUAAGGAUUUUACAGAAAUCACUCUUUUUUGGGACUUAUUUUAUGUUAUAUUUCUAACGAAGACGUUCUUUACAUUUUUCAGUUUCCGAUAAAUGUAUUUCCUUCCAUUUCAGUGAGAAUUGGGUCAUGAUCACAUCGCCCUCGAUCUCUGCUCUGAGAAAUAGUAUUACUAACCAAGUCUGGGAAAGCAGCGGCUCUGGGAAGAACAGCUCCGCGAACGUAAAUAAACCCUUCCUUCACUCCGUUCCUCCGUCGGACCCUCUACGGCAAGCUAACCGUCUGCCCAUCAAGGUUUUGAAAAUGCUCACGGCACGGGCAGGACACAUUUUGCACCCCGAAUACCUCCAACCCUUGCCAUCUACACCGGUUAGUCCCAUUGAGUUAGAUGCCAAGAAAAGUCCACUGGCCCUUUUGGCACAAACGUGCUCUCAAAUCGGUAAGCCGGAUCCCCCUCCCUCUUCAAAGCUGUCCUCCGUCACCUCGAAUGGAUCUAGUGACAAAGAUUCAAAAUCCGGUCCCUUGAAAAUGAGUGACAUUGGAGUUGAAGACAAAUCUAGCUUCAAACCUUACUCAAAAUCAUCUGAAAAGAAGGACUCGUCGUCCGGGGUUUCUAGUGGAGAUAAAUCUGGUUUCCGUGUACCUAGCGCCACCUGCCAGCCGUUUACCCCAAGGACAGGCAGUCCGAAUUCCUGCACUUCGGCAUCUCCACUCCCCGUAGAGGGCAAGUCGGGAGACAGAGAGGAAAAGAAAGAAUCUGAUAGUAAUAAGAACGGCACAACGGAGGGGCCUGGAACCACUAGCAUCAGCCACAGUAGGAUAAGUGUAAACUGUGGUGGAAUUAACGUGGAGGUCAACCAACACCAGGAGACGACACCGGGAUCAAAAGCAAUUACAUCAGACUCAUCAUCUGUAUCAUCAGCUUCGUCCGUUCUCGGAUCAGGGCUUGUAGCCCCGGUUUCCCCUUACAAACCCGGUCAGACUGUUUUUCCUCUACCACCUGCUGGCAUGUCAUACCCUGGGUCUUUAGCAGGGGCCUACGCUGGCUAUCCUCAACACUUCCUGCCCCACGGAGUGACUUUAGAUCCAACUAAACCCAGCAGUCAUUUAAUUAACGCACAGUUUGCCGCUGCGAGUUCACUUGGCUGCAGUAAAGCAGGAUCAAGCCCUUUAGCCGGAGCCUCACCUCCAUCGAUAAUGUCUGCUAGCAUUUGUAGAGACCCGUACUGUCUAAGUUACCACUGCGCAAGCCACUUGGCUGGAGCGGCCAGUGCCUCUUGCUCGCACGACUCCGCAGCUGCCGCGGCCGCCACGGCUCUCAAAUCUGGAUACCCUCUCAUGUACCCGACGCACCCGUUACACAGCGUUCACUCCUCGCCGCCAUCUUUUGCUGGACACCCUCUGUACCCCUAUGGCUUCAUGCUCCCCAACGACCCCCUUCCGCACGUCUGUAACUGGGUGUCAGCGAAUGGACCGUGCGACAAGCGUUUUUCUUCCUCAGAAGAACUUCUGAAUCACUUGCGGACCCACACUGCCUUCACGGGAACGGAGAAAUUGAUAUCAGGAUACCCUAGUUCAUCAUCAUUAGCUAGUGCUGCUGCAGCAGCCAUGGCAUGCCACAUGCACAUGCCCCCAGCAGGAGCCCCUGGUAGCCCCGGAACUUUGGCACUUAGGAACCCGCAUCACGCGCUGGGACUAAGCAGCCGCUACCAUCCGUAUUCGAAGAGCCCUUUGCCAACCCCAGGCGCACCGGUUCCAGUGCCCGCAGCAACUGGUCCAUAUUACUCUCCGUAUGCAUUGUACGGACAGAGACUUACCACAGCAUCGGCACUGGGAUACCAGUAAAACAGACUAAUACUAAAAGUAGAAGAAAACAUUAAAAUAUUGAGACUUUUAUAUUGACUGUCCACUUCAGGACUGGAUCCGUGGACCCGUUGUAUUUAUUUAUGUUAGCUUCAAGCGGGACAAUAAUAAAAUAAUAAUUAUAAUACCUGAAAGAGAAACUCAAAGUGCAUUACUUUAAACUGAGCUCUAUAGGAAAAGUGAAAC